CACUUUAAGACAUGCCAUGACGUCAUAAUCCUGCGCCCAAGCUCGAAGAGGUUAACCGGUUUACUGUAUGUAUCUGCUGUCGGACCCACGUUGAAUUUACACGUGAGUGAGUUCAGAAAAUACGGAAAAAUAUAAUUCAGAAAAAUAAUAACUCUUAAGACACUUUAAUUCGUUAGUAAAUAGACUGCAGGUUGUGAAAGUGAACGAUGCAGCGCCUGUUUUUUUCCCGGUGGUUUAUUUCUGGAGUGUCCUUGGCAGUCGGUGCCGGUGCUGGUGUUGCUCUGAGCAGGGCUUCGAACCGCUUUCCUCCUGAAGAUGGUCUUCUCCAGAGAAUCCCCAUCAUCCCGAUGCCAAGCGUGAACGCAGCGUCUGAAAUAAUCCCGUAUCAGCAUGGUCAGUUAACCCCGAGCAAAUCCACUGCGGCGGCUAAGUACGGCUUUCCGUCUCUGUCUCACAUCAAAUCGCGGGAGUCUUAUAUCACGUGUUAUGACCCGCGGAACAGGACACCGGCCUGGGUGAUCGAGCAGCUCAAUGCGGAAGUUCUGACCGGAACAUCCGACCGGAAGCUGUGCGACUUUAGGGAGGAUGAUUCGGUGCAUGUCUACCACCGAUCGACGAACAGCGACUACAGGGGGAGUGGCUUUGACAGAGGUCACCUGGCCGCCGCUGCCAAUCAUAAAUGGAGCCAGAAGGCCAUGGAUGACACCUUCUACCUCAGCAACGUGGCACCGCAGGAGUCUGAUGGAAAGAUGUACGUGAAGUAUCAGGUGAUCGGGAAGAACCAUGUGGCAGUUCCAACACACUUCUUUAAGGUUGUGAUACUGGAGAAGAAGCGUGGCGAGGUGGAGCUGCGACCCUAUGUGAUGCCCAACACACCUGUCAAUGAGAAGAUCUCGCUCGAGCGCUUCCUGGUGCCUAUCGAGAGUAUCGAGAGAGCAUCGGGGUUGCUGUUUGUCCCCAACAUCCUUAAGAGGACUAACAGUUUGCAGGCCAUUACUGCCAAGGUGUGAGGCCUUUCUACAUACACACACACACACACACACACACACAUACACACACACAGAUGAAUGUGUGGUCUAAAAGAAAUCUAAGCUACAUUUACUUGAGAAUUAUCAAAAUUCAUUGUCUAUGUUUUGGGAAACUUGAUGCACAAUUUGUGAUGAAUCACUGACAGCUACUGAAAAGAGUUUAAGGACAGAUCCCUGUGACAUUUCAGCUACUGAGAUCAGAGUAAUCAAAGAUUAAUAUAUGACAUUAUUUUAUUCUAAAAUUGUCAAAUGUAUUGAAUGUUUUAAUAAAAAUGUUGUUGUGACUUUUGUACAUUUUUUUUAUUACUUGACUGCACUGAGACUUUUUUAAUUCAUUGUUUCUAUAUUUUAGAAAUAGUCAUUAUUUGUCACAUAUACAUUAUUGCACAGUGAAAUUCUUUCUUCGCAUCUCCUAUCCUUGGAUGGUUGGGGUCAGAGGGUUAAGGGCCUUGCUCAAGGGCCCCAACAGUGGCAACUUGGCAGUGCUGGGGCUUGAACCCCCGACUGUCUGAUCAGUGACCCAGUGCCUUAACUGUGUGAGCCACCACUUCCCGUUUCCACUUCCACUUCCCUAUAGCACAAGCACAAGCCUGUAUUUUUGUGUUGUGUAUCUUAAUCCGGUUUCAGAUUUAGAGCUUCUUACGCAUUAUGAGGCACAGUGAAGCGGAAGAGCAAAAGUACAGAGGAUGCAUUACACGAUUUAAUGAAAUAACAGCAUUUUACACAAAAAUAAUAUCUUAGUAAAAACAUCUAUGCAUACUCAAGUUGUGAGUAAACCUAAUGUUUAAUACUUAAUUUUUAAGCAUGCAUGCUUUUCAAGUAUGAAUAUUUAAAUG
Molecule: messenger RNA, 1864 nt
Organism: Hemibagrus wyckioides
Lineage: Eukaryota; Metazoa; Chordata; Actinopteri; Siluriformes; Bagridae
Gene: endog
Product: endonuclease G
Exons: 2
Coding region: 207-1010 (267 amino acids)
Biological process (GO): apoptotic DNA fragmentation
Cellular component (GO): nucleus; mitochondrial inner membrane
Molecular function (GO): RNA endonuclease activity; metal ion binding; single-stranded DNA endonuclease activity
Source: RefSeq, a predicted model, not a curated record